Gopherus flavomarginatus (Mexican gopher tortoise) is the source of this 3137-nucleotide messenger RNA. It is a transcript of the gene LTB4R, whose product is annotated as leukotriene B4 receptor. The transcript has 2 exons. The record is from RefSeq and is a predicted model, not a curated record. Gene Ontology annotation, biological process: positive regulation of cytosolic calcium ion concentration; inflammatory response; phospholipase C-activating G protein-coupled receptor signaling pathway. Lineage: Eukaryota; Metazoa; Chordata; Testudines; Testudinidae. Gene Ontology annotation, molecular function: leukotriene receptor activity; complement receptor activity. The coding region runs from base 117 to 1163 and encodes 348 amino acids. Gene Ontology annotation, cellular component: plasma membrane.
GCUGACUCAGCCCCCUCGGAGCAGCCAGACGGCUGGGGUGGCUCUGGGAGACGCCCGACAGCUGACGCAGCUGGAGGAAGAAGGUCCUAAGGAUUAACCACCCUUCUGUCGCCCCAAUGAACAACGCCACCUUCAACGCCACCGCCCAACCAGGCGCGCUGCCCCCAUUGCCCGGCGCCAAGCUAGGGCUGACCGUGCUCUCCUUGGCCUUCAUCCUGGGCUUCCCGGGCAAUGUCUUCGUGGUGUGGAGCGCUCUCUGUCGUGUCCAGAAGCGGACGAUCACCUGCCUCCUCAUCCUCCACCUGGCCGUGGCCGACUGCGCCGUGCUGCUCACUUCCCCUUUCUUCCUUCGGCUUCUGAGCGCCGGGAAGUGGGAGUUCGGCCCCGUGGUCUGCCAGCUGUGCCACUAUGUCUGCGGUGUCAGCAUGUACGCCAGCAUCUCGCUCAUCACCCUUAUGAGCCUGGACCGCUGCUUAGCUGUCACUAUGCCCUUCAUCUCCCAGAAGAUCCGGACGGCCAUGGUGGUCAGAUCCUUGGUCUUGGCCAUCUGGAUGGUCUCUUUCCUCCUUGCCGUGCCGGUCAUUUUCUACCGCAAGCUGGUGCUUAGGGGCAGGCACCUUCUCUGUGACUUGUCCCAUCCCAGCAUUGGCCACCUUGUCUUCCACAACCUUUUUGAGACCCUGACCGGCUUUGUGCUGCCCUUUGCUGCCAUCAUUUGGAGCUACUGCGUCAUUGGGCGCAGGCUGCAGGACACCCGCUUCCGGAGGAAGCGCCGCACCAACCGGCUCAUUGUGGUGAUUGUGGCCGCCUUCGCCCUCUUCUGGCUGCCCUUCCAUGUGGUGAACAUCCUAGAUGUGGCUGGGGCGCUGACCCAUUCCAAGGGACUCAUCAUGGCCGGGAAGAUGGCCCGGCCCACCCUGACGGCCCUGGCUUUCUUCAGCAGCAGCGUCAACCCCAUCCUCUAUGCCUUCACUGGUGGUGCCUUGAUCAAGUCAGCCGGCAUAGGCUUCAUGGCCAAGCUCUUUGAGGGGACAGCCUCAGAGAUGUCCAGCACACGGCAGGGGACGGGGCGGACCAUCCAGCGACGCGAGGAGGCCAAGUUGGAGAUGGUGCAGGAUGGGAAGCCAGAGAGCAUCACCCUUUCCACCAACCCGCUGGAAUAGCCCUCGGCCAUGUGGGACAGGCACUCCGACAAUCCCACUGCAUCCACCAACACCCUGGACUAGCACUAAGGCACGUGGGACAGGAGCUGCAACAAUCCCACCUCAUCCACCAACACCCUGGACUAGCCCUGGGACCAUGUGGGAUGGGAACUCCCCAAAAUCCCACCACAUCCAUCAACACCCUGGGUUUGCCCUGUGUCCGCGUGGAACAAGAAUAGGAAAAAUCUUCCUGGGAGGCCCAGAAGAUGAUGCAAGGCCCCAGCUGACUCCGUCAUGGAGUGAUGGUGAAACUAUCAAGAAUUUGCUGGGACAGUGCUCACUUGCUUCGUAUUUGGGGGUUGUCCUGGUCUGAACAACCUGCCCGCAACACCCAUUUUCCCCUUCCUCACUGGCUGCGACUUUGUGGGAACAAACCCAGGCUCCAAUAUCUCCCCCUUGACACAACCAGGGACUGGCCCAGCUACACAAGGAGAAUAAUUAGACUUUGUGUAAAUAUGGAAAAGAGACUCGAGCCUGAAUGGGAGUGAAGGUGCUGCCAUUGUUCUGUGGAGAUGAAGUGGCCUGUCUGCUCAGGUGAUGGGGAAGUGAAAGUUGGAGGGGUAGAGAAUGGUUGAGGGAUAGAGGCAAGUGGUGGAGGAAGAGACGGAGAGAAACAGGGUGAGGGCAAGAGGGCUGGAGGGAACGUUGAGAGGCUGAGGCUGGGCGAGUCCAUGUCUUCAGGAAGUUACAAGAGGCACUUGAGGCUGCACUGACCCGCACCCGAGAGCAGGGCCCCCAUUGUGCCAGGCACUGCACAAACCCACAGUGAGACAGCCCCUGCUUCUAGGAACUAGCAGUGUAAAUGGGCAAAGACAGGAUUAUUAUCCCUAUUUUGCAAAUGGGGAAACUGAGGCAUGUGGGAGGUGCAGCGACUUGUCCAAGGUGAUAUAGGGAGUCUAGGGCAGAGCAAGGAACAGCAUGCGGGUGUCUAGGGACCCAGUCCAGGGGCCUGAACCACAAGAACAUCCUUCCCCAAAUCUAUUUUCACAGCCAGAUACAAAGGGAAUCUGGGAGUUCACCAGGGAGCUUUCCUAGCUCCCAUCCGAGCUGUGGGGUUGGCUGCUCCCAGUGGCCAGCUAGGGUACGACAAGCCGUCGUUCCACAGUGACCGACUAGGAGCAGCUAUUUUAAGCUUGGGCACCUGCUUAGAGCCAGCGUAGUAAGCAUGCGAGUCAGCCCCGCUAGGGGGCGCCAGGCCAGCUCAGAGCCAGCCCCGACUGGGCGGGGGGACGACCGGCUGGCGUAGCGGGUGGGGAAUGGGACACACGGCCCGUCCCCGCUAGGGGGCGCCAGGCCAGCUCAGAGCCAGCCCCGACUGGGCGGGGGGACGACCGGCUGGCGUAGCGGGUGGGGAAUGGGACACACGGCCCGUCCCCGCUAGGGGGCGCUGGCUCCAACCCAGCCCCUCAGCGGGCGAAUUCACCCUCUGUGUUAUUUUGCUUGAUUAAAGGAGUUUCUGUGUAGCCUGUUACCGGGGCUGGCCCAGGGAAGCUGUGAAUCCUUCACACCUGCCGUAGCGUUCUCGUUGGUUCCGGUGGCCUGAGCCAUUAGCCCCACUAGCCCCUGCUGCUGCCCCCUGCUGGAAGAAAUGAGCCCUGCUGUGUGAUGUGUGUGGGUAUGUCCUGCUGCAGGGGAUCAGACCUGCACCGUGUGUGUGUGUGUGUGUGUCUGUGUCACUGCCACACCUUGCUUGCGAGGGGGGGGGAGGGACCUGCUCAGUGCGUGUGCGGCGAGUAACAAAAAGCUACAGAGACACUGUUUACAAAUCAGUAAUGCUGCGUAUUCCUACGUGACCUUAAAUAGAAUAAUUACAGCCACAAACAACUCCGUGAAAAGACCAUUACCAAAGUCAGUUUUGCACAGGCCCCUGAAUUUGGGCAUUUCCUCCCUUGGGCGUGCUCAGCUUUGUAACCUUAAUAAUAUUCUUUUAAUGUA